AUGCCCUCCGCACACGAAUCUGAGCUGCCGACUCUUGGUGUCAAUGCCGACCGUCUAGCGGCGUCCCUUCACGAGAGCUGCCAGUAUGGAUCUGAUCACCGCUAUGGAAAACUGUCCACAGAGACUGGCAUGGCCAGACUCAGCCUGGACGACUCGGACAAGGCCGUGCGCGACUGGUUCCUCCAAAAGGCAAAGUCGCUGCGCUGCACCACCUCGAUUGACGAAAUGGGAAAUCUGUUUGCGGUCCGCCGGGGGAAGAACGCGGAUGCGCCUCCGAUAAUGAUGGGCUCGCACCUGGAUACCCAACCGACGGGUGGUCGCUAUGACGGCAUCCUGGGUGUGCUCGCGGGCCUCGAGGUUCUGCAGGUCCUAGAGGAGAAUAAGAUCGAAACAGAGGGAAGUGUCGGCGUCGUGAACUGGACAAACGAAGAAGGUGCUCGUUUCCCCAAGAUGGCCGUCUCGUCGGGUGUGUGGGCUGGUGCCGUCCCAAUUGCUGAUGCCUGGAACCUCGAAGAGGUGACACCACACGAGGGCACGGCCAAGACCAUGCUGCAAGAGUUAGAAAGGAUCGGCUAUCGUGGCGAGGCGCCUGCAUCGUACACGUCGAACCCCUUUGCAGCCCAUUUUGAGCUACACAUUGAGCAAGGCCCCAUUCUCGAGGACGAGGGUCGCAAGAUUGGUGUUGUCCAAGGCGUCCAAGCGUUCAAAUGGUUCAACAUUACCGUUCGCGGCAGAGACAGCCACGCCGGCACCACGCCACUCUACGCCCGCAAAGACGCGGUCCUCGUAGCCGCCAAAAUGAUUGUCGCCGCCAACGCCGUCGCCAAGGCGCACUCCGGCCUCGCCACGACGGGCAUCUUCACCGCCGCGCCGGGCACGGUCAACACCAUGGCGCACACGGCCACUUUUACGCUCGACCUGCGGCACACGAGCGACGCGGUGCUUGCGACCAUGCUCGCCGAGUGCCGCGCUGCCUUUCAAGCCGUGGCGGCGGAGACGGAAAAGGGCUGCGAUGUGGACUGGACGCUGCUGGUCGACAGCCCGGCCGUAGUGUUCCACCAGGACUGCAUCGAUGCGGUGCAGGCGAGCGCCGAAGCCGUGUGCGCGCGGCUGCCCGGCGCCGAGACCAAGACGCUGUGGAAGCCGAUGAUUAGCGGUGCCGGCCAUGACAGCUGCUACACCAACUUGCGGUGCCCGACGAGCAUGAUCUUUACGCCGACGCGGGAGGGUAUCAGCCACAAUCCAACGGAAUACUGCUCUGCAGAGGAUUGUGCACUUGGAGCAAGCGUCUUGCUUGGCGCGGUACUCGGAUACGACAAGCUGCGUGCUGACAGGGGCGACUUUGAGAAUACGUCAGAAUGUGCCUAG
Molecule: messenger RNA, 1368 nt
Organism: Cordyceps militaris CM01
Lineage: Eukaryota; Fungi; Ascomycota; Sordariomycetes; Hypocreales; Cordycipitaceae
Product: hydantoin utilization protein C, putative
Exons: 5
Coding region: 1-1368 (455 amino acids)
Molecular function (GO): hydrolase activity, acting on carbon-nitrogen (but not peptide) bonds, in linear amidines
Source: RefSeq, a predicted model, not a curated record